UCGAAUGUCAUUUAAUAUUACCGACUGUUGCGCUAGACAACAUUGGAGCGGCUGCAACAUCCUUUGGUAAUUCCCCGGCGGCACAAGACAGUUGCCGGUGAUUAUUUUAGCUACACGGUGCGUUUUGGUCAGUCAUUUUUGUAACCCUAACAAAUUAACGCCUUCUCCUCUCCCUCCGCUUCUCCUUUAAAACGGUGCGUUUCUUCUUCCUCUGAAUCCGGACUGUGUCAAACAUAUUUAUUUGUCUAUUCCUCGGAAUCGGAAUGAAUCGGGCACAGGCAAUAAAGCGGAAACAGCCCGAAUCAAAUUCCCCAUCUCAAUCUCUGACCGAACAUGAGCGUACCCUCUACAAUGUGAUAAAGAACAAACAGGAUAUGGGGAUUUGGACACGAGACAUGAAACGGGAAACCAAUCUUCCGGACAAUGUGGUAAAUAAGUCACUAAAGGUGCUUCAGGCCAAGAAUUUGAUAAAAGAGGUGGUCAACAUUCAAAACAAGGGACGGAAACAUUUCAUGGCAACGGAAUUUGAGCCGUCAAAGGAAAUAACUGGAGGCGAGUGGUACAGUGAAGGGAGCCUUGAUACGGAGUUCAUAUUGCGCUUGAAAGAGAUCUGCACUAAGCGAAUAUUUCAGCUGAAAGUUGCUACAUUGGAGGGAGUUACAGACUCGAUUAAAAGGAGUGGUAUUAUCAACAUGGACUUAACGAAACAGCAAAUUGAAGAAAUUGUGAAGGCUUUGGUUUUGGAUAACGAGCUCGUAGAAGUUAAGAGUAAUGGAAUGGGGGAGUUUACUUCUAUUCCAAUUGGACAAGUUUGUUAUAAAUGCGUUCGUAAGGGAAGCAUCAGAGCAGAACCAAAACCUGGGGCACUAGCUUCCGUUCCUUGUGGGGUUUGUCCAAGAAUAAAUCAAUGCACACCUAAUGGUAUAAUAUCUCCACAAACUUGUAUCUACUAUACCAAGUGGUUGGAUUUUUGAUUUGAUUUCUUUUGGUUAUAAAACAAUGCCAUGGUUUUGCAUAAUGUUAUAAUACCCCCCCAAAAGUUUCUAUUUUGAUACCAAA
Messenger RNA from Mercurialis annua (annual mercury), 1059 nucleotides. RefSeq lists its product as uncharacterized. The record is from RefSeq and is a predicted model, not a curated record. The transcript is spliced from 2 exons. Lineage: Eukaryota; Viridiplantae; Streptophyta; Magnoliopsida; Malpighiales; Euphorbiaceae. Gene Ontology annotation, cellular component: RNA polymerase III complex. The coding region runs from base 264 to 974 and encodes 236 amino acids. Gene Ontology annotation, biological process: transcription by RNA polymerase III.